AUGAGUAUUUGGACUUGUUCGAUCCAUUUGCCCAAAUUCAGCAAUCGUUUUGUGGGCAAUUUGGGUCUCUAUGGAAAUUCAUCAUUGCAUUUCUCUAAAAUUUGUACUUUACGCCCUAUCCGAUGCUUCUCUCAGACCCCUAGUUCAUGGAAUCAAGCCCCAGGCUCAUUAGAGACCGGAGAGCGAACAGGGUCUAGUAUUUUUUCUACUUUACAAGAACAAUCUCAGACACCUUCCACUGAAACUCCUGAACAAAAAUCUCGCCCAUGGAAACGGAUAUCUACAAAACGCCUUUUAACCAUGGAUCCUUCCCACACUCAUCAAUCAAAAAUAUUUCGCUCAUCUUUGAAAAAAGCUGGCAACCUUUGUCGCCAAAUCUCUAGAAAGCCUUUUUACCAUGCCCUUUUACAGAUGAAAUUUUCCGAAAAACGCGUCUCUAAAUCUAUCGCUUCUGCUCUCGUAAAUGCUCGCGAGGAUGCCGUUGCGAAAGCUGGUCUUGAUGAAAAAACCCUUUACAUUGACCAAGCAUGGGUUGGAAAAGCCACUUACAUCAAAAAACUCGUUACUCGAGGUCGGGGUGGUCAUGCUGUUCACAGACGUCCUAGAGUUCGUAUAACCGUCCUUCUUAAAGAUGAACGAGCCCUUUUACGUGAUUUAAAACGUCGAAACGAUAGAAUCAACAGCCGUCGUGUUUGGUCUCCUCUUCCCAAUCGACCUGUUUACCACAAACUUAAUGCUUUCACCUGCUAA
Schizosaccharomyces osmophilus is the source of this 750-nucleotide messenger RNA. RefSeq names its product mitochondrial ribosomal protein subunit L22 (gene mrpl22). The transcript has a single exon. Lineage: Eukaryota; Fungi; Ascomycota; Schizosaccharomycetes; Schizosaccharomycetales; Schizosaccharomycetaceae. Gene Ontology annotation, biological process: ribosome assembly; translation. The coding region runs from base 1 to 750 and encodes 249 amino acids. Gene Ontology annotation, molecular function: structural constituent of ribosome. Gene Ontology annotation, cellular component: mitochondrial large ribosomal subunit; ribosome. The record is from RefSeq and is a predicted model, not a curated record.